Alternaria metachromatica is the source of this 909-nucleotide messenger RNA. RefSeq lists its product as uncharacterized. Lineage: Eukaryota; Fungi; Ascomycota; Dothideomycetes; Pleosporales; Pleosporaceae. The record is from RefSeq and is a predicted model, not a curated record. The coding region runs from base 1 to 909 and encodes 302 amino acids. The transcript has a single exon.
AUGGAAUACCCCGACGAUCUAGAUCUAGAAGGCAUGAACGCGCUGGACGAACUGACCGGCGAUGGUACACCAUUCGAUCAUACUGCCGCACCCAAGCUGUCCUCCGAGCUAGCAGAUCUCAUCCGAGCCACCGUAUAUCAGACACCAGCGAAUGGAACCCCCAAGCGCAAAUCGAGCAAGAUGGACUACCUCUUCAAGAUCACCGCUCCCGUCACCCCCACAAUCCUCGCCUCUGCCGCCAUCCUCCCCACCCAACCCACAAUCCACCAAGGGCAAGGCGAAGACGGCGCUGCGACAUUCUGUCAAGUCCGCGACAUUGACAUCCCAACAAUCAAAGAAUGGCUUGCGGAGGCAUACCCCACGAUCUCACCAACCUUCAUCCCCAUCAACAUCGCCCGCAAAGCCCUCUCUCCAUUCUCGGCAUACCCAACUCUCGGCUACGACACCACACUCCCCCACCGUCGCCCUCAAAUCAUCAACACGACCGACACUGAAUACCUCCCAACACAAAGCCAAUAUCCCGUUUGGUACUUUUUCUACGGCACCCUAGCCAACCCCUCACACCUAGCCCAUCUAUUCAACGCGCCACCAGACCACCAACACACGUUACUCCCCGCUAUGAUACAUUCCGGAAAGAUCAGAACGUGGGCUGGCAAGUACAAAGCGCUGGUCGACAACCCUGGUACGUGUGUGGAGGGGUGCGCGUACGAGGUUGUAUCGCAGGAGCAGGAGGAUGCGCUGAGGGUGUAUGAGACGGCGAAGUAUGAGGUUGUGAGGGUGGAGAUUAUGUGUCGGAUGGAUUUUCGAGCGAGAUUUGUGAGGGGGUUGACGUUUCGGUUUGCGGGGGAGGAGGGGGAGUUGGAUGGGGAUGAGGGGGAGUCGGAGUCGGAGUCGGACGAUGAUGAGUGA